AUGUCAAAGUUCAUUGUCAAGUGGGUCGCUAACCGCUUCCUCAAGGAUAACCAGCUCAACAGAUUCGGAGUGGAGGAUCCCUAUUACGAGAACGUCGUCGUUGGACAAACUAAAGAUGGCCAGCCAAAAUACAAAAAAAUUGUCCGUAGAGUUCCCGACAACAUCAGUCACAAUGACAAGGUCAUCUUGGCCAAAGUCAAGCAGCAGGCCUACCGGUACGACUUAUGGUUCUCUGCCCUAGGGAUGCGCUUUGGCCUUUCCAGUUUGGUAGGCUUGGUUCCAAUUGUUGGUAGCAUUGUUACAACGUACUGGUCGCUUCUGCUCUUCAUGAAUGCACGUAGUUUGGACGAUGGACUUCCCUUGGAUAUCCAGCUCUUGUUCUUGUUCAAUAUCUUGGUGGAUUUCCUUCUCUCGCUCAUACCAAUCAUUGGCGAUAUCAUCGAGGUGGGAUACAAGGCAAACCUGAGAAACUUCUUACUUUUGGAGAAGCACUUGGUUCGUGUGGGCCAGAAGAACGCAGGCAUCAUCUCUGCAGACGAAGUCAGACCUGGCUUCAUCAACGACAAAGUUCAGCCUUUCGUGGAUGAGACUUUGGUCCCCAAUACCGUCAAAGCCGGCGAGCAAAUUAAAAAGCUUGUCAGCAACAAGUUGCGUGCUGGCGCCUCUACCACCACAUCCAGUGAAACCGCCAAUCCAACAAUCGAGCCAUCUCUGGCCGUCGCCACAGGAACAAUAGACACGUUUGCGGACGACGAUAACCGGAGCAUCCGAAGCCUCACAGAGGUGCGCGAAAAGGCCGAUUGA
Australozyma saopauloensis is the source of this 804-nucleotide messenger RNA. RefSeq names its product DUF4112 domain-containing protein. Lineage: Eukaryota; Fungi; Ascomycota; Pichiomycetes; Serinales; Metschnikowiaceae. The coding region runs from base 1 to 804 and encodes 267 amino acids. The transcript has a single exon. The record is from RefSeq and is a predicted model, not a curated record.